Molecule: messenger RNA, 600 nt
Organism: Hansenula ciferrii
Lineage: Eukaryota; Fungi; Ascomycota; Saccharomycetes; Phaffomycetales; Wickerhamomycetaceae
Exons: 1
Coding region: 1-600 (199 amino acids)
Biological process (GO): transmembrane transport
Cellular component (GO): membrane
Molecular function (GO): transmembrane transporter activity
Source: RefSeq, a predicted model, not a curated record
AUGUCCAAAGAUAACGAGGCGCAUAAAGAAGCCAAAGAAGCUGAUUCAAAAAGCUUAGAUGUCAACAUCGAGGAACAAUCAAGUAUUGGUGAAAAAAAUUCCAUUUUGAAAACAGAUGUUGAUGAGUAUAGCAUCCCUUUUAAGAAAAGAUGGGAACUUUUUUGGUCCACCAAGAGUCCUCGAGCUCCUAAAGAGAAAAGAAAGCCAUUUUUCUGGAAUCCACCAGGUCGUUCAAAAUAUGAAAAGAAAUUAGUGUUCAAACUUGAUUGUAUCAUCUUGACUUAUGUUUGUCUUAGUUUUUUCAUCAGAUAUCUUGAUCAAUCUAAUAUAUCUAAUGCAUAUGUCUCUGGUAUGAAAGAAGAUUUGAAUUUACACGGAUCCAUGUAUAACUGGUUGACCAUGUCUUUUUACAUUGUUUAUUCCGUGAUGGGAUUACCACUAACUGUUCUUGUUACCAAGGUAAAACCACAUAUCUUAUUACCAAUUCUUGAAAUUCUAUGGGGGCUCAUGUGUUUACUGGUGAUUACAUGCAAAAGUUACAAGACUUUGAUGGUUGUUAGAUUGAUACAGGGUGGUCUUGAAGUGAGUUAUAAUCUUUGA